Carica papaya (papaya) is the source of this 1653-nucleotide messenger RNA. The record is from RefSeq and is a predicted model, not a curated record. NCBI's taxonomy places the organism in Eukaryota, Viridiplantae, Streptophyta, Magnoliopsida, Brassicales, Caricaceae.
AUGGAUGAUUUUGAUUGGCAGCCAAUUUUGAAGGAGCUGCAGCGACCACCUAUGCGCUUAGAUUUUGGUAACACCAUCAAGGGCACUUCUGUGAGACUUGUUGAUGUGUUUGUGGAUUCCAUGUUCGAAUUUGUUGAUCAUAAAUUGUCGCCAUCUCAGAGUAACUUUGCUCCAAUUGAUUACGAGUUUAAAGAAGGUGUUGAUGUGAGAGUGACAGAAGGGGCAAUUCCAGAUGAUUUUCCAAUCGGUGUCUAUAUAAGAAAUGGAUCAAACCCACUUUUUGGAGGGUUGAAGUCAACGAAAUCUGUGUUUGGGAAGGCAAGAGAUAUCUGGGUUGAAGGAGAAGGAAUGCUUCAUGCUUUGUAUUUUAACAAAAGCAAUGGCACCUGGAAUGUUGUAUACAAAAACAGAUACGUUGAAUCUCAAACGUUCAAAUUAGAGAAACAGAGAAAUAAACCAUCUUUUCUCCCAGCAACUCAUGGGGAUUCACUCGCCAUCUUCUUGUCUUCUUUCCUGAAUUGGUUAAGAUUUGGAAAGUUGAACAAAGACAUGAGCAACACCAAUGUGUUUGAGCAUUCAGGGAAGCUGUACUCAGUUGCAGAAAAUUUCCAACCUCAAGAAUUUGACAUCUUCACUUUGCAAACUUUGGGUGAUUGGAACGUUAAUGGAGCUUGGAUGAGAUCUUUCACCAGCCAUCCCAAGAAAGCUCCGGGUAGUGGAGAGCUUGUAACUAUGGGAGUGGAUCUAAGUAAACCUUUCGUUGAAGUGGGAGUCAUAUCUGCUGAUGGAGAGAAACUACUGCACAAAGUGGAUCUCAAACUUAACAGAUGCACAUAUAGCCAUGAAUUAGGAGUCACGCAAAGGUAUAAUAUUUUCAUUGAUCACCCGCUGUCACUGGAUGUAAACAGGCUUAUUCUUGGAGGCCCAUUAAUAGAGUUUAACAAAAACAAGUAUGCGAAGAUUGGUGUUUUUCCUCGAUAUGGAGACUCAGAUUCGAUUCGGUGGUUUGAUGUAGAACCAAAUUGCACCUUCCAUAUUCUGAACUGUUUUGAAGAUGGAGAUGAUGAGGUUGUAGUGAUUGGGUGUAGAGCUCAGGAGUCAACAAUCCUGCUGGGAGAAGAUGAUGAGGGUUCUAAAGAACUUAAUGAACUGUUGUUUUCUCGUGCUCAUCAAUGGAGAUUAAACAUGAAAAGUGGAGAAGUGAAGGAGACAAGCCUAACUCCAUCUAAUAUCUCAAUGGACUUUCCUUUUAUAAAUUCAACUUUUACAGGUUUGCGAAAUAAAUAUGGCUACACCCAGGUUUCUCAUCUCCUUGCAAGUUCAAUAUCAGGCAUGCCAAAGUUUGGAGGCAUUGCCAAGUUGUACUUACAUGAGAAACAAACUACUGCUUCUUCUAAUAGGCUGAUAAAAAUGGAAUUCCAUGAGUUUGAGGAGAAUACAUAUUGCACAGGAGCAGCUUUUGUUGCUAAACAAGGAGGUGUUGAAGAAGAUGAUGGGUGGAUUAUCACCUUUGUUCAUAACGAACAAACUAAUAUCUCUCAAGUUUAUAUAAUUGAUGCAGACAACUUCUCGAGUGAACCAGUAGCAAAGAUCAAAUUGCAGUGUCGAGUUCCCUAUGGUUUUCAUGGUGAUUUCUUCCCAAUUCAUAUGUAA